AUGCCGGAUCUUGGGGCGAACAACGGAGGCGGAGGACUUGGAGCUCCGGACGUCGGCGCAACUGGAGCAUGGGGAGGCGAAGCAGGCGGGAGCAUAGGAGAGGUAGAGGCGUCGGGCUCCGGCGACAGGAUGGACAUUGGCGACAGGGACAGCACGGGACGUCGGACCGAAGAGCGAGCGUCGCUCGGCGGCAGGGCCGGCGCUGGACGUGGCUGCCGGAGGGAGAUCGGGCGCGGGCGUCGGAGACGGGUGCUCGCGGCAGGAGGGGAUCGGGUCGAGGCGCGAUGGAAGGAGGGGCCGGCGCGGGAUCCAGGCAGCAGAGGGAGGAGGGCCACAGAUCGGGAGGCGCGGGCGUGCGCUCCUCUCUGGUGCAUUGUGUGUGUGGUGGCGGCGCUGAGGAAACGAACGGGAGGAGGAGGGAACGAGAGAAGGGGUGCGCGAUUGGGAUUGGGGAAACAGUCGGGCUAG
This is a messenger RNA of Triticum turgidum subsp. durum (durum wheat), 468 nucleotides long. NCBI's taxonomy places the organism in Eukaryota, Viridiplantae, Streptophyta, Magnoliopsida, Poales, Poaceae. The record is from the annotation of a GenBank genome assembly.